Pyricularia oryzae 70-15 is the source of this 378-nucleotide messenger RNA. RefSeq lists its product as uncharacterized. NCBI's taxonomy places the organism in Eukaryota, Fungi, Ascomycota, Sordariomycetes, Magnaporthales, Pyriculariaceae. Bases 1 to 378 code for a protein of 125 amino acids. The transcript has a single exon. The record is from RefSeq and is a predicted model, not a curated record.
AUGCAAACACAAAGCCUUCUCGCAGCGGCCACCGCACUAGCCCUCCUUUCCGACGUCGCUCUCGCCUGGACCGAGAAAUGCAUCAUCACCAUCCGCAAGAACGAUCCUGCGCUAGGAAAGCACACCUUGUAUGAUAUGGUCAGCCUGCCACCGGACUCAGACUACACGUUUGGAAAGUUUCCCCCCGCCACGGCCGGGGUCACCAUUGGCGUCGACGAUACCUGCCGAGCGGGCCUCGUCGUGGGUGAUUUGAACCCACCUUAUGACUACAGAGGCAUGGAGAAUCCGUUUUAUGGCUUGACUGGCGUGGAAUUGGUACGGCAGCUACAUGAUUGGAGGGAGAACCCCGAAAACGUCAUAAACUUUUCCUUGUGGUGA